GAUCUGGUUUGCAAUAUGUCAGAUGGCUGUGGACGGGGAGGGGAUGAUGGAUCCAGCCAGCCAACCAGUGACAAGCUGCAAAAGAUGACUUCAAUGAAAGUGCGGCGUGUCCAGCCUACGAGCGCAGUCCUGGUCCAGGAACAGUCAAUCUCGGCCUUUGAUAUUCAGCUCCCAAACUGGGGCAAUGGAGAUGGAAUAAAGGGUUCAGUGCAAAUCGUACAGUGCAGUGUACCGGAGCCCGGCCGCUGGAAGUCACCAGUGAGCUUCACUCUGACAGGAGUCAGGAUGAGAACCGCCCCGUUUCUGCUGCUUUUUGCAGCGGUGUCUGUGUGCAAGGGCCAGGAAUCAUGCGAAAGUGGACAGUAUACCAGCGAUGGGAAAUGCUGUUCUGUAUGUCCUCCUGGGGAAGGUGUGCUGACACCAUGCGGUGAUAAAGACACUGUAUGUACGACAUGCUUGGACAGUUUCUCUUAUUCAGAUAUCUCAAGCCAUACUGAGCCCUGCAAACCAUGCACUGUGUGUACGGGUACAAAAACCAUUGCUAUCCCCUGCAUGGAGAACUUUGACACUUCCUGUGCAUGUAUGAAUGGGUAUUAUGAGGACACUAAUGGAGAGUGCCUUCCAUGCGAUAUAUGCAAUGAGGGAUUUGGAGUCCUGCAACAGUGUUCUGAGGAAAGGAAUACAGUCUGUGAGAUAUGCCCUACAGAGACUUAUUCUGACCAGAAGAGCAGUGUUGAUCCUUGCCUCCCAUGCACGGUCUGUGAAGAUUAUGAAAAAAUGAUCUCGGAGUGCACACCUAUAAAAGACACCGUUUGCAUCUCAAAUCGUCACCCAAGACCUACUGUAGUUAGCACCGUGAUCCCUCCGAAAAUUGUCACAACAACGGAGAUAAUGACCACCACGGCUGUUCCAAGCUCACCACAGUUUAUUGGGCAGGGCAACACCGACAACAUCAUUCCUGUCUACUGUUCUAUCUUGGCUGCAGUUGUGGUUGGACUUGUGGCUUACGUGGCUUUUAAACGAUGGAACAGCUGUAAGCAAAACAAGCAGGGAGCCAAUAACAGAACGGUGAAUGAGACGCAGUCUCCAGAGGGGGAGAAGCUGCACAGUGACAGUGGAAUCUCAGUCGACAGUCAGAGUCUACACGAGCAGCAGCAGAAGCAGCAGCAGCAGAAACAGCAGCAGCAGCAACAGCAGAGCCAAGCUACACGGGUGGAACCAAGCCUCUACAACACCCUACCUCCUCACAAGCAGGAGGAGGUGGAGCAGCUGCUGAACACUUGUGAGGAGGAGUCAGAAUGGUGCAACCUGGCUGGGUUGCUGGGCUACAGCGAGGAACACAUAGACACUUUCAAGCAGGACGAACACCCGGUGCGAGCCCUCCUCUCCGACUGGUCAGCCAAGGACUGCGCCACCACAGAUGCGCUUUGCACUGCUCUACGUAAGCUGAAAAGAGAUGACAUCGUUGAAAGCCUCAGCAAUGAGCCCACAGCCAUGUCGGUCGUGUGAGAGUGAACCAGUCAGCCUUAAUUCUCCUGAAUGUUCCUUUUGGAAUGACUGGAUAUAAAAGAAUGUCUGAAGGAAAAGGGGGUUCAGUUCAAUGCUUAAGAACAUCCUUCUGUGCACUGAUGCAUAACUUCCAGUAUUGUCCUGCCUUCUCUCUUGUACAAAGUGACUGUGUGCCGCAGAAGCAGAAACGCUUUCAUGUAAUUAAAUCAGAUUUUGUCUUUUCUGUAAUCAUUAGGAAAAAUAUUAUGUGCACAUUUUGAAAUGGGCCAGGUUUAGUUAAGCCCGAGUGCUAAACGGGACAUAUGUGUAAAUGUCAAAGCAUGGACAUUGUAUCUUUGUGCUACAGCACUCUCAGCUAAACAGAAAAGUAUGUUACGGUCCUGUACAUUGUUAGCAGUCCUCUCCGCAUGUGUCAAACUAGUGUUUGUGUAACUAAUUCUAGCGUAGUCCAAAGCUACCAGAGAUGUUCUGGCUAAUUCUUAGUCCAGGAUGUUUGUGUGUCUUUUCACUGUGGAUUCCCUGAAAAUUUAGGGAAAAGGCAAUGCCACAUGACUUUGGAAUUUUUAACAAUCAUCUGGGCAUAAAUAAUAAGUAUCAGGGAAAGUUUUGUUGCAGUUUCAACCAGCACAAGGGACCUCUGUUAUCUUUAACUCUUCAUCUUAAAAUCACGUGGCUGUGACCAAGGCAAGUGGAGAAGAGGGGUCUGAUGCCGUGACAAGAGAGGGCAACAAAUUUCAUCCUGUCACAGAACUCUCCACCCACUCUAUGAAAAUAAUUUCAGUUUCAUCUAGGGAUACAAGAAAUGAAAUAUAUUGGAUCAUUUUCUCAACAUCUAUUCCAAAGUAAGAUGUCCAUGUUCUAAGUAAUUACUACUUCUGAAUAUAAAUUUGUAAUGGGAUUGUUGAAAGUAUUAGUAGGAUUAGCAUUUGAUAUAGAAUUAGUGACUGUCCCUGAUUCUAAGCCAACUAUGGACUAAAUUACUAUCACUGCUUUUCAAUAAGAUCCAAGGUCUGUUUUUGAGUUGUUCAUUUUAAAUAGUAUAAAAAUGCUGCACUGUUGAUCUCAAAUAUUUAAACUACUGGGGCAAUUAUUCUUAACUGUUCACCAAAUGUUUUCUUCCAAUUUUUAAAACCACGUAUUGCCAUAAAAUAUGACUUUGCAAACAGCAGCUGAUUAAAAUGGUUAAGCGUGUUUGAGGCAGCUGUCGAUAUCUAACACAUUAAUCAAUGAUUGUAACUUCAGUGCCUAGUUAAGACUCCAAUCUUCAGAGAGAUUUCUUUUAAGGAAGGAAAUCUGUCAUUCUUACAAUGGUGAUCCAUAAGUAGGUCCAGUCUCAUAUCAAAGUGCCCUCUAAAGUCAUCUAACAUGUCAUUAGUUGUAUCAUACCCUUCUCAGGGCAAUUUGAGAUGGGCAAUAAAUGUUGGGCAUUCAGGUGAAAUCCAAAUGUAUGAAAUUAAUUUGACUAAAGAGAUGUAUCUGUGGUGAGCAUGUCACUUUGAAUUGGCUAGUUUAUGUUAUAGUGUCACUGGCCAACCUGAGAACUUUACCCUUUAUUGAUGAAGAAGUGUUCUCUCUGUUCCUGCAUGCUGGGUUUUUAGGCUGUAUUGUUGGCUGAACAUUAUACUUUGUUUUUUUUUAUGGGGAAGUCUCCUAUGCUAGUGACCCACAGCUGUGGUAGAGAGGUACACCAUUAAGUGCCGACAAUCUUUUAAAGGUUCCUCGACAGCUGAAAAUAUGUACAACUGUCAGGGAACCAAAGUAAUGUAUAAAACACAUUAACAUUUACUGCUAAAUAUGGUUGUACUCUUUCUGCAAAUGAUCUCAAUUUAAGAGCAUCAGUUGUUAAAUAUUUCAUUCAAAGUUAUGUCGAAAUGUACAAUUUUCUUUCAGAUUGCUGAAUGUCAAGCCUUUUACUAAUUAAUAAAGUUAACGGUAUUAUAAAGUUUACUAGAAUUUUUAUCAAAGAUGUGAAAAAAAUGGAUGUGGUGUACAUCUGUU
Messenger RNA from Pristis pectinata (smalltooth sawfish), 3507 nucleotides. RefSeq names its product tumor necrosis factor receptor superfamily member 16-like. Gene Ontology annotation, biological process: Rho protein signal transduction. Gene Ontology annotation, molecular function: coreceptor activity; nerve growth factor binding; death receptor activity. The record is from RefSeq and is a predicted model, not a curated record. The coding region runs from base 16 to 1509 and encodes 497 amino acids. Gene Ontology annotation, cellular component: plasma membrane; cell surface. NCBI's taxonomy places the organism in Eukaryota, Metazoa, Chordata, Chondrichthyes, Rhinopristiformes, Pristidae. The transcript has 6 exons.